GUCCGCGAGGGGGCUGCGGGCUUCGCGGAGCCUCGCCCCCGGGCGCGCUGGUUCCCUGCCGCGCAGGCGCACGGAAUCCUCGGCUCGGAUCUCGCGUUUCCGGCCGUAGGGCUUCUCCCGCCUCUCCCGGAAGCUGCGCUCGCUACCCGGGUAACGGGUCCCGGCUGUGAAGCUUCCGCGGCGCCCCGAUGGACCUGGAGGAGGCGGAAGAGUUUAAAGAACGCUGCAGUCAGUGUGCUGCUGUCUCAUGGGGCCUUACUGAUGAAGGCAAAUAUUAUUGCACUUCUUGCCACAAUGUUACAGAGAGAUCUCAGGAAGUUAUAAACACUGAUCUUAUUCCUAAUACCCAAAUAAAAGCCCUCAACCGGGGGCUUAAAAAAAAAAACAACUCUGAAAAAGGCUGGGAUUGGUAUGUGUGUGAAGGUUUCCAGAACAUUCUUUGUCAACAAGCAGAAGCCUUAAAGAACCUUGGAAUAGGCCCAGAGUUAAAGAAUGACGUUUUACAUAAUUUUUGGAAGCGCUACCUUCAGAAGAGCAAGCAGGCAUAUUGUAAGAACCCAGUUUAUACCACUGGAAGGAAACCUACAGUAUUAGAAGAUAAUCGAAGUCAUUCAGACUGGGCUAGUGAGCCUGAGCUGCUAAGCGAUGUCAGCUGUCCUCCUUUUCUUGAAAGUGGAGCGGAGUCUCAGUCUGACAUCCACACUCGAAAACCUUUCCCCGUCAGCAAAGCAUCACAAUCAGAAACGUCUGUCUGCUCUGGAUCUCUGGAUGGAGUUGAAUACUCACAACGAAAGGAGAAAGGAAUUGUGAAGAUGACCGUGCCACAGACACUCGCCUUCUGUUACUUGUCCUUACUUUGGCAGAGAGAAGCAAUAACACUUUCAGAUCUUUUGAGAUUUGUUGAAGAAGACCAUAUUCCUUACAUAAAUGCUUUUCAGCAUUUUCCAGAACAGAUGAAAUUGUAUGGGCGUGACAGAGGAAUCUUUGGUAUAGAGUCUUGGCCUGACUACGAGGAUAUCUAUAAAAAAACAAUUGAAGUUGGCACAUUUUUAGAUUUGCCUCGUUUUCCAGACAUAACUGAAGACUGCUAUCUUCAUCCCAACAUACUGUGUAUGAAAUACUUGAUGGAAGUCAACCUCCCUGAUGAAAUGCAUAACUUAACUUGCCACGUGGUGAAAAUGACUGGAAUGGGAGAAGUGGAUUUUCUGACAUUUGAUCCUAUAGCUAAAAUGGCAAAAACUGUUAAGUACGAUGUACAAGCUGUAGCUAUCAUUGUGGUGGUAUUGAAACUGCUUUUUCUGUUGGAUGAUAAUUUAGAGUGGUCCUUGUCUAAUCUUGCUGAAAAACAUAAUGAAAAGAACAAAAAAGAUAAACCAUGGUUUGAUUUCAGAAAGUGGUACCAAAUUAUGAAGAAAGCUUUUGAUGAGAAAAAACAAAAGUGGGAAGAAGCAAGGGCCAACUGUUUCUUUACCAUGUACAGGUACCUGUGGAAAAGUGAAAAGCCACUCUACUACUCGUUUGUCGACAAACCAGUAGCAUAUAAAAAAAGAGAAAUGGUGGUGAAUCUACAGAAACAAUUUAGCACACUGGUUGAUUCAACAGCAACUGCUGGAAAAAAAAGCCCUUCAAGUUUUCAGUUCAACUGGACUGAAGAAGACACUGAUAGAACAUGUUUCCAUGGACACAGCCUUCAGGGAGUCCUGAAAGAGAAAGGCCAAUCACUGCUAACUAAGAAUUCAUUAUAUUGGCUUAGUACACAGAAAUUCUGCAGAUGCUAUUGUACACACGUGACAACCUAUGAAGAAUCAAAUUAUUCUCUGAGUUAUCAGUUUAUACUAAAUCUCUUCUCCUUCCUGCUCAGAAUAAAGACUUCCCUUCUCCAUGAAGAAGUGAGCUUAGUUGAGAAGAAACUUUUCGAGAAAAAAUAUAGUGUAACAAAAAAGAAAUCAAGAUCCAAGAAAGCGAGACGACAUUGAGAAAAUGAAAUAGAAACUUUCUGGAAAAAUAUUUUAGUAUUGAUAUAACAUCAGAUUUUAAUAUAACAUUCCAGAGAAUUGUAGAAAAUACUGCAUAUAUAUGUAUAUGCUCUGACACAUAUUUACAUAUAUGUCAAGUGUGCUUAGAAAAUUGUAUAUUAUAAAGCAGGUGAGCUUUGAUUUUAUUUUUCAGAGUAUGAAUAUUCUAAGAGAAAGUUAAAACAACAGUAAAUUA
Messenger RNA from Macaca mulatta (Rhesus monkey), 2211 nucleotides. It is a transcript of the gene TAF1B, whose product is annotated as TATA-box binding protein associated factor, RNA polymerase I subunit B. Gene Ontology annotation, molecular function: RNA polymerase I core promoter sequence-specific DNA binding. Gene Ontology annotation, cellular component: RNA polymerase I core factor complex; RNA polymerase transcription factor SL1 complex. The record is from RefSeq and is a predicted model, not a curated record. Gene Ontology annotation, biological process: nucleolar large rRNA transcription by RNA polymerase I; RNA polymerase I preinitiation complex assembly. Lineage: Eukaryota; Metazoa; Chordata; Mammalia; Primates; Cercopithecidae.